AUGAGCGAUCAACGUGACGAGCCAUCGUUGGAAUUUGACAUUGAUGCCAUUCUCGCCAGUAACCCAAAUCCGCUACCACAACGAGUAUCAGUCCCGCAGCAGCAACAACAACAACAGCAGCUGCAACUGCAGCAACAGCAACAACAGCAGCGGGCUGAAAGAGCCGUACCUCCUCCGGAUUAUCUCAUUAAUGCAGAAAACUGGGAUGAUCAACGCACCAUUAGUACUCUUGGUCGAGAUCAGAGCUUAAUGACACGUGACGAUCCACCCAUUGCCAUGUUUCGGCCAUCCUUUGAUCCCGAUCGAUUUGCAGACGAAGAAGCACCUAGUCUUCCCAAAUACAGCUACAAACAGAGGUUAAACAACAAAUCUGGCGAGGUCAUGCGGCAGCUGCACGGAGGGAAAAAUAACAACACUCCUGCCAGCCUAAGCAACAGCAGUGGUGGUGCUUCCAAUCGUACCGUCUCCUAUCGUGACUUGUACAUCGUGGUGAUUGUCAUGUCACUGCUGCUACUGGCAAUCAUUACAGGGUUGGCCAUUUGGUUGAUUGCCCUCAAGACCAAUGAUACUCUAGCAGUCGGUGUUGAUGGAUCCUCGAUCGAAGAAGAGUCUUCGGUUUGGGGGGAACCUUCUCUCAGUCCAACGCGAAUCCCUACCCGAUUCGAUGUUGUGGCCACCAAGCUGCCAACUACAAUGGCACCCACCAUUAGACCAGGAAAUGGCAUUACAGAACCAUCGCCCACAAUGACACCUACACGCAAAGUAGCAACACUAACACCGACUGCUGCACCCACCAAACAAACGCCAUCGCCGACUCCACGAAUCACUCUUACACCCACAGGACGGCCUACUGCACGCCCCACUCCAGUACCCACACCGGUUCCCACUCCAGCACCCACACCGGUUCCCACAGCCCCACCAACUCCAAAUGUGGUUCCGACCUUUCCUCCCACACCCGAAAGUAUCUCUGUCCAACGGGCUCGCACCAAGUUUCUUCAAGUGUUGGAAGCCGAAUCGCCCUUGUCCGCCGUGACCACGUUGUCACGAUCCGAUACGCCCCAAUAUCAAGCCUUGGACUGGCUGAUUCGGGAUCCCAACUUUGAUUCGUACAACAGCGCAAGACUCUUGCAACGAUGGACCUUGGCAACCUUUGCCUUGGGCCUAAAAGAUGCCGAUUGGGAAAACGCGAAUUUGGCCAUUGGACGAAGUGGCCAGCCAACUCAAUUGGCGUUGCCGGAAGCUCUGUCGUCUUCGUGGGUUCAAUACACGAACGAAUGUACUUGGUUCUUUACCCAACAAGGGAACGACGCCUUGUGCAAUGACCAAGGACUUUACCAACGAAUUGACUUGAGGUCACAGAAUCUAGCAGGUACCAUUCCAACUGAACUUGCCUUGCUGUCGAAUCAUUUGGCCUUUAUCUUCUUGUACGACAAUGAAUUCCAUGGGACCAUACCCACGGAACUUGCCUUGCUUUCGAAAUUGGAACGUUUGGAGCUGACACGAAAUGACCUUACAGGAAGCCUUCCCACCCAGUUGGGAAGACUAAGUCAACUUGUGUUCUUGGGCCUGGGUGUGAAUGACCUGUCAGGACCCUUGCCCAGUGAAAUGGGAAAAUUGACCAUCUUGCGAACGAUUGGAUUGGAACGAAACCGAUUUAGCUCGACCAUUCCAAACGAAUGGGGAAAAAUGGUGGAAGCCCGAUUGCUUAAUUUGGAUCGGAACCAACUCAGUGGUACCGUCCCCUCUAGCUUGUGGCACAUGACCUUGUUGCGGGGAAUGAAUCUUAGUUUCAACCCCAAUUUGGAUGGAUUUAUACCCUAUCCACUUUGUGAACAACGACUGGCCUAUUUGCAAGCGGAUUGUGAAAAUGUGGAUUGCCCGUGUUGUACCACUUGCAAUUACUAUUGA
Messenger RNA from Cylindrotheca closterium, 1908 nucleotides. Lineage: Eukaryota; Bacillariophyta; Bacillariophyceae; Bacillariales; Bacillariaceae. The record is from the annotation of a GenBank genome assembly.